AUGGAGCGGUUGCUGGCACACUACACAGGCAAAAAUACACUAGACGCUGAGACGUUGAAGACCUUGGCCGAGUCUGUCGAGAAAGGACGUCCCGACCCAGAGAUAUCUAAGGCCGGGGCCGAAGCGGACAUUUCCAUGGAGCCGGAAGUCGGCGCCUAUGCAGAGGCGCAAUCGCAGAGCUCUGACUCGUUCAAGGUGGACGAGAUCACAGUGCAGCCUCUGGAGAACAACAUCACACACUACUCUGGCGAGUUCUCCCACUGGAACUUCUCCAUGCGAAUAAAGCAGUGGAUCGAGCAGUGCGUAAACGACGCCCCGGAUGGUCCCAAAACGCAGUUUAAGGAGUACUAUCGCCCGGAGGAGCUGCAGUCAUCCUCAAACACGGUGGCUUCACUAUCCUCCCUGCCACCUCGUUACGUCGCCGACUUCCUGGUCCACGCUUUCUUUAACCACGCUGAAACCAGUUACUUUUACGUCGAGCGUCAUUGGCUGAAUGAAAAGCUCGACCUGGUUUACGAAAACUCGGCGUCCUUGACGCGGCGAGAUGUUGGCACAGUGUGCAUGAUUCUCAUAAUCUUUGCCAUCGGGACGCAGUAUGCCUAUCUUGAUUCUCGCGAUGAGAGAGGCGGGCCGCCCAAUGCUGCUGCCGACUCAAGCCCCUUUUCCGAGGACACUAUUGGUAUCAUGUUCUACCAGCAAGCAUGUCGACUGGUCCCUGACGUGAUCACAAUAUCGUCAUUGGAAAGCGUACAGGCAUGUCUACUGAUAGGCUUGUAUACACUUCCUCUUGAUGCAUCAGGCCUGUCAUACGUUUACUUGAAUCUCGCAGUCAAGCUGGCGAUUCAGAACGGGAUGCACCGGAAGUAUCCAGGGGACGCCAUUGAUCCCGUUAUCCGUGAGACGAGGAAUCGUGUGUGGUGGACAGCCUAUACGACUGAGAAGUGA
This is a messenger RNA of Colletotrichum spaethianum, 945 nucleotides long. Its product is annotated as putative transcriptional regulatory protein. Gene Ontology annotation, molecular function: zinc ion binding; DNA binding. The record is from RefSeq and is a predicted model, not a curated record. The transcript is spliced from 3 exons. Gene Ontology annotation, biological process: DNA-templated transcription. NCBI's taxonomy places the organism in Eukaryota, Fungi, Ascomycota, Sordariomycetes, Glomerellales, Glomerellaceae. The coding region runs from base 1 to 945 and encodes 314 amino acids.